This is a messenger RNA of Elaeis guineensis (African oil palm), 792 nucleotides long. Lineage: Eukaryota; Viridiplantae; Streptophyta; Magnoliopsida; Arecales; Arecaceae. The record is from RefSeq and is a predicted model, not a curated record.
UGAAUUUUUUUUUUUAAAUAAUUUGUAAAGUAUAAAGAAGAGGACUACUCUGCUAAUCCUUUGUUUGAUUUUUCUCUAGCCAUCCUUGUCAAACCAUAUAGUAAUGGCUCAUUGUUGGAUCAUAUAGUAAUUUUGCUAAUUAAAUUUGCAGUCCCUCGGAACUUUCGAUUACUAGAAGAACUCGAACGUGGUGAAAAGGGCAUUGGAGAUGGGACCGUAAGCUAUGGGAUGGAGGAUGGAGAUGAUAUCUUUAUGCGCUCGUGGACAGGCACAAUAAUUGGCCCACACAAUUCUGUUCAUGAAGGGCGCAUCUAUCAGCUUAAACUAUUCUGUGACAAGGACUAUCCAGAGAAGCCUCCAAGCGUCCGCUUCCACUCACGUAUUAACAUGACUUGUGUCAAUCAUGAAACAGGAGUGGUGGAGCCAAAAAAAUUUGCAAUGUUGGCAAAUUGGCAGCGUGAGUACACCAUGGAGAACAUCUUAGUGCAGUUGAAGAAGGAAAUGUCAGCACCCCAUAACCGGAAGCUAGUCCAGCCCCCAGAAGGCACAUUCUUCUGAUCAGUGGGUCUAUAGUGGUUUACGUGUGCUAAUUGUGCAGCAGAGUACUUUUAAGACAUUGUCCGGGGUGAAAAAUAUUUAUCUGGGCAUAUGCUGUAAUGAUUGUUAAAUGGGAUGCUUACACUGUUUAAUGUAUCUGUUAUCUAAUGUUCUUUCUUUCAACAGUCAAGAGUAUGUUUAAGUGUCAUACUAUAUCCUUCAGAUGAAAUGGUCUGUUGAAGUUAUUGCUGCGCA